This is a messenger RNA of Macrobrachium nipponense, 875 nucleotides long. RefSeq lists its product as uncharacterized. Bases 261 to 875 code for a protein of 204 amino acids. The transcript has 2 exons. Lineage: Eukaryota; Metazoa; Arthropoda; Malacostraca; Decapoda; Palaemonidae. The record is from RefSeq and is a predicted model, not a curated record.
CUUUUCACGGCUAGUUGUGGCGUAUAGUCUUCAUCACUGAAUGAAGUGCUGUGUGAUUGAAAAAUGGCAGAUCGUGAGUUGCUCCAAGAUUUUAUUAAAGAAUACGAAAACCAUUUAUGUCUUUGGCAAUGUAAAUCUCCAGAUUAUCACAAUAAACAGAAAAGAGAAGCUGCUAACAGCAUUUUGCUAAGCAAAUUGAAACUUAUCGAUAAGAAUGCCACUAAAGCAGUUGGUCCAGUUGCUGAAUAACCUCUGGUUCCAUGCAACGUAAAAACACCAUACAAACAAACAAACAAAUCAAGAAAAUUAAUGCCCUCAGGACUAAUUACCGAAAGGAAAAGAGGAAAAUUUCCCAAUCUCUUCAAUCAGGUGCCGGAGCCGACACUGUUUACACGCCUUCUCUGUGGUAUUAUCCCCUACUUCAAUUCCUAGAUGACCCGGAAACGCCUCGACGUUCGACAUCCAACUUCGAUGACCCACAGGAUCAAAAUGAAGAACAUGAAAUUGGUUUGGAGGGUCUUGAUGAAGACAGUGCUCCACCUACGCCAGAAAUGAAAGACACAUUUCUACGUAAAGAAGAUACCCCUGCAACAAAAACUUCACACAGAAACCUUGCAAGGCCAACUAAAAGGAGUACGGAUAAAUGUGACUCAGUGCUAGGCGCAAUUGAAGACCACUUCAAGAAACCGAAACCAGCAGAAGAUCGGUACGAUGUUUUGGGCAAACAUGCGGCUGAAAAAAUGAGAGCCGUACAAGAUAAUAUACAACGAAUACUAGCCGAGAAAAUAAUAAGUGAUGCUCUUUUUAUGGCAGAAAUGGGCCAGUUGACCAUGACCCAUUCGAUUCAACAGCCUUCGCCUACGUAUUCACGGUAA